AUGUCGACAGGUAGUAGUAUGGAGAUUGUUCAAAUUAACGUUGAAAAUGAAGAACUACUUGCAUUAGUAAAAGAUUCAAAAACUGCUGCUAGUGGAAAGUGUCCUGUACCAAAUUGGGUUCUUCCUGUCUUGGUUAUUUCUUUGAUUCUUACAAUACUCGGUGCAACAUUUGCUAUGGGCUACUUUAUAUCAUAUCCACGAAAAUCGACUAAAUCAUUAAAACUGUAUAAUGAAAAUUGUACAGUUUUAAGUGGAGAAUGCGAUAGUAGUCGAGGAUUAUAUUGUCCUUCAAGUCAAUGUGUAUGUGAAAGAGCGAGUUCAUAUUAUAAUGGUAGUAGUUGUGUUUGUCCAAAUUUUACACAUAGUGCUAAUCAAGAAUGUGUUCCUGAUGGUUUCUAUGGUCAACCAUGUAGUCCACCAACAGCAAAUUGUCUUUCAAAUUUUAUAUGUGAUUCAACAAGUGUAUGUGCAUGCAAUGCAACAGCAGAAUAUUUCAAUGGAACAUAUUUACCGAAACAAAACGGUUGGCAAACAUGUAAUAAUAUAACAACGGGUACUAGUGCAUCACCAUGUGAUGAUACAUUAGGUCUUUAUUGCUACUCGAAUGGUACAUGUCAAUGUCCCAAUACAAUGUUUUGGCAUAUCAAUAAUCAGCAAUGUGAAACUAAACGUCUCUAUGGAGAUAUUUGUGAUGCUGAUUUUUAUUGUAAUGAAACACUAAAUUUUAUUUGUCCAACAGUACCUGGAACAUGUAAUUGUCCAGCUUGGAGUAAUGAUUAUACAUGUGAUUGUCAACCAAAUUGGUUUUAUGAUGGAUUACAAUGCAUUCAAAGAAAGACUAUUAAUGGAACAUGUUUUGGUACUUAUGCAUGCGAUAUAAACACGCCACUUGUCUGCUUUACAGGCCUCUGUCUUUGUCCAACACCAACAACGUGGACUGGUUCUAAUUGUACAUGUUCAAGUGGUCAGACCUGGACUGGUAGUACUUGUGUUGCUGUCGGUUAA
Molecule: messenger RNA, 1005 nt
Organism: Rotaria sp. Silwood2
Lineage: Eukaryota; Metazoa; Rotifera; Eurotatoria; Philodinida; Philodinidae
Source: the annotation of a GenBank genome assembly